Molecule: messenger RNA, 868 nt
Organism: Plectropomus leopardus (leopard coralgrouper)
Lineage: Eukaryota; Metazoa; Chordata; Actinopteri; Perciformes; Serranidae
Product: splicing factor U2AF 35 kDa subunit-like
Biological process (GO): mRNA splicing, via spliceosome
Cellular component (GO): U2AF complex
Molecular function (GO): RNA binding; metal ion binding
Source: RefSeq, a predicted model, not a curated record
UUUCCUACGAGCCGAAAAUGGCGGAGUACCUGGCAUCCAUUUUCGGCACAGAGAAAGACAAGGUCAAUUGUUCUUUCUAUUUUAAAAUUGGUGCUUGCAGACAUGGAGACCGCUGCUCGAGAUUGCACAACAAACCAACCUUCAGCCAGACCAUCCUGAUCCAAAACAUCUACCGAAAUCCCCAGAAUAGCGCACAGACGGCCGACGCUUCUCGCUGUGCCGUCAGCGAUGUGGAAAUGCAGGAGCACUAUGAUGAGUUCUUUGAGGAGGUGUUCACAGAGAUGGAGGAGAAGUACGGAGAGGUGGAGGAGAUGAAUGUGUGCGAUAAUUUGGGCGACCACCUUGUCGGCAAUGUCUACGUCAAGUUUCGUCGUGAGGAGGACGCAGAGAAAGCGGUCAUGGACCUGAACAAUCGGUGGUUCAACGCCCAACCUAUCCACGCUGAGCUCUCCCCCGUCACUGACUUCAGGGAAGCGUGCUGUCGCCAGUAUGAAAUGGGAGAGUGUACCCGAGGUGGCUUCUGCAACUUCAUGCACUUGAAACCCAUAUCGCGGGAACUUCGUAGGGAGCUGUACGGCCGCCGCAGAAAAAGGCACCGCUCUCGCUCGCGCUCCCGUGAACGACGCUCCCGCUCCAGGGACCGACGGCGGGACCGCGAGAGGCCGAGACGGUCGAGGGACCGAGAGCGCUCUGGAAGAUUCUGAAAGAGGACUGACCCAAUGUCCAACCAAAUCCCUCCCUCCGAACCCCAGCAGUGAUUACAAAGUUAUUUUCUUUUUUGGUGAAUUGUUGGAAGUGUUUUUCUUUUAUUCCCUUUUUUUAAGACAAGCUUGUGUCGCUUUCUCAAUAAAACAGAUUUGUAAUUCUG